Molecule: messenger RNA, 2395 nt
Organism: Microcebus murinus (gray mouse lemur)
Lineage: Eukaryota; Metazoa; Chordata; Mammalia; Primates; Cheirogaleidae
Source: RefSeq, a predicted model, not a curated record
CCGAUAAGCUCUCCCUGGGACUCCUCAUCUGCUGUGGCUAUAACCCCUCACUCAUGCUCAUGAGCUCUGUCCCCCCUGCCUGGCUGCCUGGGUUCCCAUCUUAAGUGUCCACAUGCAUCGCAGCUAUGCAGAUCUAUUUGUGUUGGUCUUGAGUAAAUUGAUGCACAUAUAGUGAUAAUUUCUGUGAUCAUUAAAUGAGAACACUCAGUUUAUUUUCUAUUUUAUGGAGUCAUUUUAAUCUGGAAGUUUUUAUAUGGUACAAAUAAAUCACCCUUCAUCAAGUCAGAAUGCAUACCCUGGCGUUGGUCUUCCAACGUGAAUUGUGCACUGCACUCAACAUUUUUCUGGAAGAUUUUAUUGCAUUUUCUUCCUUCUGGUUGCACCAUGAAAAUACUGUGCCUUUGUUACAUUUACAUAUUUGUGUGUGUGUGUGUCUUUAGAAAGGGAAUGCUUCAGUCUAACAACUCUGCUGCACUUUAAGUGGGAAAAAGUCUUGAUUUGUCCCUUUCAUUUUUCAUAAUUUUCCACUGUGCCUAACAGUUUAUUAAAAGAAAAAAUUUUAGUGGAGGUCAAACGUUGUUUAAAUGUGUGGCAAAUGGUUUCCCAGGGAAACAGCAAAUUAGUACUUGUAGCUUUCAGCAGCAUCUCAGAACAGCAUGUAGACAUCAGCCCUAGGAGAGUGUCUGCUGGAGAACAGGAGGCUCUAAACGAAGUCAGAGGAAGCACCGAGAACAGGCGAGCCAUUUCAGAAGAUGAAGAAACAUUCUGCAAGAGUGGUGCCUUUAACAUCCUACAGUGUCUCUGAACGAAACUCACCUGGUUCCGAUGGUACCUCCAGAUCAUCAGUCACUCGAUGUAAACCAGGAGCCAACUGCCCCAGUUCACACAGUGGCAUCAGUAGACAACUCUCCCCUCUCUCUGUCACAGAAGAUUCCUCUGCUCCUAUUCUUGAACUUCAGAGCCGAGGAUCCUCAGGAGUUUGUGGACAUAGAGUUGAGAGACAAAACAGAUCAGCGGACGAUGGGACACAGACUCAUUCUGAGAACAGCAGCCAAGAAAACAGACUCAAGGCUCGCUGCCUGUCCUGCACGUCUGUGGUUCUGAAGGCCAUCUGGGGACUCUUAAUCAUCUUGUCAGUAUCAUCGUCUUGGGUUGGAACCACACAGAUUGUAAAAAUUACUUAUAAGAACUUCUAUUGCCCAUUUUUCAUGACUUGGUUUUCAACAAACUGGAACAUUAUGUUUUUCCCAGUCUAUUACUCUGGUCAUCUGGCCACUGCUCAAGAAAAGCAAUCUCCAAUGAAAAAAUUCAGGGAAUGUAGUCGGAUUUUUGGUGAAGAUGGUCUGACAUUGAAGCUCUUUCUUAAAAGAACUGCUCCCUUUUCUAUUCUAUGGACUUUGACUAAUUAUCUGUAUUUACUGGCUUUAAAGAAGCUGACGGCCACGGAUGUCUCUGCUCUGUUCUGUUGUAACAAAGCCUUUGUCUUCUUGCUGUCGUGGAUUGUGCUGAAAGACAGGUUCAUGGGAGUGAGGAUAGUUGCUGCAAUAAUGGCCAUUACUGGCAUCGUCAUGAUGGCAUAUGCAGAUAAUUUCCAUGCUGAUUCGAUCAUAGGAGUAGCAUUUGCAGUGGGCUCAGCCUCUACAUCUGCAUUAUAUAAGGUUUUGUUUAAGAUGUUUCUUGGAAGUGCCAACUUUGGUGAAGCUGCACACUUUGUCUCCACCUUGGGCUUCUUCAAUUUGAUCUUCAUCUCCUUCACGCCAGUCAUCUUGUAUUUCACCAAGGUGGAGCACUGGUCUUCUUUUGCAGCUCUGCCAUGGGGCUGUCUCUGUGGGAUGGCAGGGCUGUGGCUGGCCUUCAACAUCCUGGUGAACGUCGGUGUGGUGCUGACAUACCCAAUCCUAAUCUCCAUUGGGACAGUGCUCAGCGUUCCUGGAAAUGCAGCUGUGGAUCUCCUGAAGCAGGAGGUGAUAUUCAACGUUGUCCGCCUGGCUGCCACCAUCAUCAUCUGCAUCGGGUUUCUGCUGAUGCUGCUGCCUGAGGAGUGGGAUGAAAUUACCCUGAGAUUCAUCAACAGUCUGAAGGAAAAGAAGAGCGAGGAGCAUGUGGAGGACGUGAUUGAUGCCGGUGUGCACCUGCGAGGCAGAAGCAGAGCCAAUGGGACAGUGUCAAUACCACUGGCCUAGAGAGGGACACGUGUCGAAUGCACGUGCGUGUAUAUUCUGUGAAUAUAACAAACUUUUCUCACUACCUGUACACUCAAACGACAGCAUUAACUCUGAAUUUGGAUAAACCAUAUGUAAAAUAAUGCCAAUAAUAAAAGUUUACAUUUAUAUGCUUAUCAAGGAACUGGUGUAAAUAAUCAUAAUAAAAUUUUUUAUGAAAACAUAUUUGUCCU